Molecule: messenger RNA, 3226 nt
Organism: Nycticebus coucang (slow loris)
Lineage: Eukaryota; Metazoa; Chordata; Mammalia; Primates; Lorisidae
Gene: EXO1
Product: exonuclease 1
Exons: 15
Coding region: 583-3090 (835 amino acids)
Biological process (GO): mismatch repair; DNA recombination
Cellular component (GO): nucleus
Molecular function (GO): 5'-flap endonuclease activity; 5'-3' DNA exonuclease activity; DNA binding
Source: RefSeq, a predicted model, not a curated record
AAAAGUUGGGCCCUUAGCGCGCCGCGGCUGCCAGGUUGCGAGUGUUCUGCGCUGUGGCCCUCGGUUGCUCAGGUCAAAGCCAAAGGAAACAACAACAAACGUGUUGUCUGGAAUGGGCUUUUGGGGUACGCCUACACAUCUCCGCGAGACAGAGGGAUAAAGUGGUGAAGUUGCUGUUACUGUAACCUCUGGUGCUGCCCGUGAUCGCCUUAAGAUAUGUGCUGUAUUGCACUCAGCCAUUCUUACUGUGCUAAAGGGGAAAUAUUUAUUCAAGGAUAUAUGCCUAGCCUAGAAGAAACUUAUGUAAGUUUCAUCAAUUGAGUAUUAUGUCCAUUUUCCUCAGAGUGAAAGAAAAUUCUCUUUAGACAUUGUCUACGAAGUAAGAGACUAAUUGCUUUCUCAAACUGUGACCUGAGGACCACCUACAUCCAAAUUGCUUCUGGUUUUUAAAAUUGAGUCCCCAGCCUCAUUCCAGAACUACUGAAUCAGGGUUACUGGGAUUGGAGUUGAUAAUCUGCUACUUCUGAAAUUUGAGAACUGCAUCAGAGCUCUGUUAAUGUGUCAGCAGGUUAAUUUGGCAUUAUGGGGAUACAAGGAUUGCUACAAUUUAUCAAAGAAGCUUCCGAACCCAUCCAUGUGAGGAAGUAUAAAGGGCAGGUAGUAGCUGUGGAUACAUAUUGCUGGCUUCACAAAGGAGCUAUUGCUUGUGCUGAAAAACUAGCCAAAGGUGAACCUACUGAUAGAUAUGUAGGAUUUUGCAUGAAAUUUUUAAAUAUGUUACUGUCCCAUGGAAUCAAGCCUAUUCUCGUAUUUGAUGGCUGUACUUUACCUUCGAAAAAGGAAGUAGAAAAGUCCAGAAGAGAAAGACGACAAGCCAGUCUUCUUAAGGGAAAGCAGCUUCUUCGUGAGGGAAAAGUCUCAGAAGCCCGAGAAUGUUUUACCCGAUCUAUCAAUAUCACACAUGCUAUGGCCCACAAAGUAAUUAAAGCUGCUCGGUCUCAGGGAGUAGAUUGCCUCGUGGCUCCAUAUGAAGCUGAUGCACAGUUGGCCUAUCUCAACAAAGCUGGUAUUGUACAAGCUAUAAUUACAGAGGACUCUGACCUCCUGGCUUUUGGCUGUAAAAAGGUAAUUUUAAAAAUGGACCAAUUUGGGAAUGGACUGGAAAUUGAUCAGGCCCGCCUAGGGAUGUGCAAACAACUUGGGGAUGUGUUCACAGAGGAGAAGUUUCGUUACAUGUGUAUCCUUUCAGGCUGUGAUUAUCUGCCCUCACUGCGUGGAAUUGGAUUAGCAAAGGCGUGCAAAGUACUAAGACUAGCCAAUAAUCCAGAUAUUGUAAAGGUUAUCAAGAAAAUUGGACAUUAUCUCAAGAUGAAUAUAACAGUACCAGAAGAUUAUAUCAAAGGAUUUAUUCGAGCCAACAAUACCUUCCUUUAUCAGCUAGUUUUUGAUCCCAUCACAAGGAAGCUAAUCCCUCUGAAUGCCUAUGAACAUGACAUUGACCCUGAAACACUAAGCUAUGCUGGGCGGUAUGUUGAUAAUUCUAUAGCUCUUCAAAUAGCACUUGGAAAUAAAGAUAUAAAUACUUUUGAACAGAUUGAUGACUACAAUCCAGACACUGCUAUGCCUACCCAAUUAAGAAGUCAUAGUUGGAAUGACAGCACACGUCAAAAAUCAUCUAAUGCUAAUAGCAUUUGGCAUAGGAAUUAUUGUCCUCGGCUGGAGUUGGAUAGUGUUUCAGAUGCUACACGAUUAAAGGAAAAACUAAAUACUAUGGGAAUUGAGCAACUGAUUAGCACUAAGGGGUUAAAUCUUCCAAGGAAGUCAUCCACAGUGAAAAGACCAAGAAGUGAAGAGCUAUCGGAAGAUGACCUGAUGAGUCAGUAUUCAUUUUCAUUUACAAAGAAGACCAAGAAGAAUAGCUGUGAAGGUAAUAAAUCAUUAAACUUUUCUGAAGUGUUCGUACCUGACCUGGUAGGUGGACCUACCAACAAAAGAAGCUUAAGCACACCACCGAGGACAAGAAAUAAAUUUGCAACACUUUUACAGAGAAAAAAUGAAGAAAGUGGUGCAGUUGUUGUUCCAGGGACCAGAAGCAGGUUUUUUUGCAGUUCUCUGGAUUUUGUUGACUGUGUAGCAAAGGAAGUGAGCAGCCAACCUCUAGAUGAAAUUGCUGUCAAGGAUAAGGAGACUAAUUUGAGUGAAUCAGAUCAUCCAGACCUAGAAGGCAAGAAGCUGGUUGAUAGAAAUAUGGCACAUGCUUCAAAUGAUCAGAUUCCAGACGACGUAGCAGGGUUUGCUGAUGAAGACUCUCAGUCUUUUAAGACCAGCUGCUUCACAAGGACCGUUUCACCGCCUACUUUGAGGACACUAAGAAGUUGUUUUAGCUGGUCUGGAGGUCUUGGAGAUUUUUCUAGGACUCCGAGCCCCUCUCCAAGCACAGCGUUACAGCAGUUCCGAAGAAAGAAUGAUUCCCCCUCCUCUCUGCCUGAGAGUAGCAUGUCUGAUGUAUCUCAGCUAGAGAGUGACAAGUCAGGGGAUGAAUCUCAUCACUUGCAUGAAGUGGGGUCUUCACAGUCCCAGGAAAGUGUGGAAUUAUCACUGCACAGUUUCAAUGCAUCAAGUCUUUCUCAGCCUUCUAAUAAUGAUUCCGAUUCAGAGGAAUCUGAUUGUAAUAUUAAGUCACCUGAUAAUCAAGGUAAUCAGGCCUCCAAGCCACAUUUAUCUCAUUUUUCAAGAAAAGACACAUGUCUAAGGAACAAGGUUCCUGGGCUACAUAAAUCUAGUUCCAUGGAUUCUCUUUCUACGACCAAGAUCAAACCUCUAGUACCUGCCAGAGUCAGUGGGCUGAGCAAGAAGCCUGCAGGCAUCCAGAAGAGAAAUCAUCAUAAUGCCGAGAACAAGCCAGGAUUACAGAUAAAGAUCAACGAGCUCUGGAAAAAUUUUGGAUUUAGAAAAGAUUCUGAAAAGCUUCCUUCUUGUAAGAAGCCUCUGUCUCCAGUCAAAGAUAACAUCCAACUAACCCCAGAAGCAGAAGAGGAUAUAUUCAAUAAGCCUGAAUGUAUGCGUGUUCAGAGAGCAAUAUUUCAAUAAACUCAGACUGCUGUUGCCUACCUGAGAAUCUUAUCAAUUUGAAGUCCCUUUUUGGGAAUGAAGCAGUUACCAGCCUGAACGAUUUGUUCUUAGAUCUAUACCAUUUUUAAAAUAGAAUACAUUUUGUAUAUUAACU